AUGGCAGUAUCAAAAAUUAAAAGAGCCCAAACCAAUAAAAAGAAACAGAAAAUAACUAAAACAGAGCAUAAUGAAACAAUAGAAUACGUCAGCAUCAUAGACAAGUCAUCCAUAAACAACGAAUCAGUACAAAUCAUCUUAAAUGAAAUUGGUGCUGAUUUAAGUGACGUAAUAUCAUCAGAUGCGUGCAUUGAUACCAUGAAAUGUAUUGUAGACCAAUGCAAAGCAACUGAAUUACUUGAAUUAUUCUGCAAAAUCAACUUAGAAUGCAUCUACAAAUUUGCUGGAGCCAAGAAUAUCGAAAAUAUUCUUGCCAAAAUGAAUGAAAUCAACCAGACCAAUUGUACAGACUCAUUCUGCAAUACUGUACUAGAGAAGUUCAACCAAAUUGACAUCAACAACCUGAUCAAUGAUGAAAACAGUUCUCAUGCAUUCAGAAAGCUCCUUACACUUCUCACUGGCAAAAUAAUCUACAAGAAUGACGUGGUUUCUGGAUUCCACCCAGAUAACAAAUUCAUUCUUCAGUUCAAGAAGAGUGUCCUGCUCCAUUACGUGUUUAGGGAGAACUCAAAGGAUACUGUUUGGAUUGGACUGAUGCAUUUCAUUCAGGCAACAAAGAGCCAGAAAUUCAUCAAAAAAAGCAUUGAUUUCAUGAUUGAGAAUGUUAAAGAGAGAAGGAAGAAGAAUGGGACUGAACUAAUCUCUAAUUUCAUGAGAAAUAAGGCAUUCUUCUAUGAGAAAGUGGCCGAGUUAGCAAAUGACUCGAAUAGUGCACUUCUGGUUGAUUUUAUCAAAAAUGACCUAAGAAGCCUACAAAUCAAGCAAAAUUAUCUAGUACAGAAAAUACUAAGGCAUAGUAGAACAAAUCUGAUUGAAUACCUUGAUAUUGAUGAAGACUGGGGGAAUAACGUGUUCAUUGCUGCUAUGAUCAAUCUCCUGAAUACAGGAAAGAGCAACAUGGUUGAACAGUUCAUAGGAAGAAAGGAAGGAGUAGCAAAAGCAGGUGUAUUCUACACAUUCAUCCUAGAAAGAUAUAACAACGAAGUAGAUACGAAAUACGUUGAUUUGGUCUGCAAAAUGCUACAAAACGGCAAUGAUGGUCUCGAGAACACUGGCAGCAACAAGAUAGCAGGGGAUUUCGUGAAAUAUUUCAACAAGAAAAUAAUCAACAGCAAAGCAGGAAAGAAGCUGCUGAUGGCAUUUGCUGAGUCGAAAUGCGACCAGGAGAUCGUGAGCGGCUUCUUUGACCAGAAUAUCGAGUUAUUUUAUGGAAUUGAAAAAUGGGAUAAUCUUCAUAAAUUCAUGCAUAGAGUUGCAGCAGUCACCAGUGGAAAAACGAGAAACAAGGCAUGUGAAAUUCUGAGAAAGUCGAAACCGUAA
This is a messenger RNA of Enterospora canceri, 1380 nucleotides long. NCBI's taxonomy places the organism in Eukaryota, Fungi, Microsporidia, Enterocytozoonidae. The record is from the annotation of a GenBank genome assembly.